AUGGCAAAUGAUAGAAUGGAAGCUGAAAUAGCGACGUUUAUUGCUGGACAUGUUUCGGCCAGAUCGGGACUUCCAAACACAAAGAAUUGGACUUCUUCUCAAAUCUUGGACCUUCAACGAGCUGCUAAUUCUUUAAUAACAAACUCCUUUUCAGGAAAAAGCGAGACAAAUUUCGACAUUGACAGCAUUUCUCGCUGUUUCCAGUGUUUGUAUAUGAUUCCAAGCACAGAUGAGGUUUCUGUAUUGAAAAAGAACCAACUAUUUGUCAUCAAGUUGAUAGAGCGGAAACAGUAUAAAAUGGCCUGGAUCGAGCUCCAUCGCCUCUCACAUAUUCUUAAUAGGGUGGUAAACUCUGUAGAAACUGGUGAAAAUUCUCCUAUUGGCAACAUACCCCUUACAGUGGAUAUCCUUGAUGGAAUUCCCUACGUUGAAUGCAUUGUAAAUGAGACUUUGGUUAACCUGAUCAUCGGCAUAAUCGUGGCCCACCACUUUUUAUGCCUCCAGAAUGUACUUCUUUAUCUUUCCAGUAAUGUCAAGGGAGUUUCCGCAGGUGUGGAUCCGCUUUUAAAACUCUCUAUGUUUGAAAAUGUCAAUUCCUUUUUUCAAUCCAAUAGCAAUUUCAUGCACUGGAUAGUGCUAUCUAGUCAACUAGCUCCAGAAAAUAUAGCGAAAUACACCAAGAAUGCAAUCAAAAUGCUAAAUGGAUACAUAAAGAUUAUCGAAAUAUUGGCUCGCAACCUGAAAGUGCCAAUACUAAAGGAAUGUAGAAUGAACUUGAAUUCUACAUUAAACGAAUUGGCAUCGGGAUUAGUGCUCGGAGGCACUCGUCCUCGAAAAAGACAAAGACUCGAACCGAACAGCGUAAUCACAGUCCAAGAAAUUACUUCCACAGCACAUGAAGUCCAUGAAUGCUUGUUAUCGUUAGCAGAAUCCCCAUCGUCAAUACUAUUGGAUCAAUUAAACAUAAGAUUGAUGGAAGCAUCGCACGAUUUGUUAAACCAUGAUACCAUUGUUAAGGCAAUGGCAGCAUAUAACUUACAGAACGAUUCAUUUUCGCGUACCUAUGUCAAAAUCAUACUUUCAGCAUUUGCAACUAGGAGUGGCCACUUAAAAAGUCUUGGGAAAUUGCACCUAGAACUCAUUGAUUCAUUCACAAUUUUCGUCAAGGACUUGUUACCAAGAUCUGAGGAUUCGGCCAUUUUAACAUCCAUCAUUUCUCAGUUAUAUACAAUCCUUAAUCCAUUCAACCACUAUAAACGUUUGCGGAAUCUUUCCAAUUUGUUGUACCUCGUAGGUAACAAGUGGCAAAAUGUGGAAGCAUGGAAAUGGUCGAUCAAGUACGAACUUAAUAUCACCCUUAACGAGUCAGAUUAUAUAUCUUUCAACACAAAGGCACUGAAAGUCUGCAACAUGUUGCUUGUUUUGGGUUACAAUGACGAAUCUUCCCGUUUGCUUCUAAGUGUAUUAGAAAAAAACCAAAAUCUUCAAGCUCAACUUUCGCUUUCUGGAAGUCUUCUUUUACAAGUUGUCUACAAAUGUAUCUCCCAAGAUGACAAGUUUCCGCGUCUAGUAUUUGGCAACAACUCUCUUUCAGAUGAUUUUAAAUUGGCUCUUGUAUUCGAUAUAUUUAGAGUACUUGAAAAAUCGGAAGAUGUUUCUAAUAAAUCGGAUUCUGCGAACAAAAUUGUUCAAGAAGUUACGUUUCAAAAUGAUGACUACAAGCUGAUAUCGGUGUAUUAUUAUUACAAUGUGAAUGGCCUCUCGCUGUAUCUCGACAUCAAAAUCCCAACUACUAAGAAUAGUUUGCUUAAUUGUGGAUUGAUUUUACAAAAAUUGAUCAAUAUUGAAUUCAGUGAAUCCCAAUUAGUUAACUGUAUUCAUUUAUUUGAAAUUUGGCUAAUGACCCCAACCAAAGUUAUCAACACAUAUGAGCAAAAUAUAAUAAUUACAUUCUUACAUUAUUUGAAGUACAACGGUUGUACAGGACAUCUUAUUCGCAUAAUCAGCACUUUUAAGAUCAAGAGUGUAAGCUUGGAUCCACAAUUAAAACUCCUUCUCGAGUCAGAACUUUGUCUGGCAAUUUCCCAGUUAUCUUUGUACAAUGAUGUUUCGAAUUCUUUGAUAGAUUUGAAAUCUAACUUGAAGGCAAAUAAUGCAACCUCUCUCACCCAAAUCUUGUCGUUUAACAUUCUUCAACUUGAAUAUUGUAUUGGCACUGGGCAUAUAAAAGCUGCCAAAGAGAAGUUUGAAAAGAUAUUGAGUAUAUUAUCGGCAAGGGAAGAGUUUCAGUUGAAUUCGAAUGCAAGGCUAUCAGCCGUUGACAAGUUCAAUAAUUUGUUGCUUGUGGCCAAAUUUCAAGCAGCAUCAGCUAAGCUCAAUAUUGCCCUUAAUCAGCCAGUUGCUUCAUAUAACAAUCUAAGGAUGGCUAUAAAGUUGUUGUAUUCAAUUGUUAUUAAAUGUGGUCCUAACAUGCCAAAGGAACUUUAUUAUCAAAUUAAAUGGGAAACUUCAAAUCUACUUCUGGAUUCGUACAAGAGAAUUAUUGUGGUGUUAAAGAGAAUCGGAAUUACCAGGGAUAGCUUGUUCUAUCAGAAUGAACUCAAAAAGAUAAAUGAACAGACUCUGGCACCGCUCAUCAACUGCAUAAAUUAUUUCGAGAUAUUGCUAUUCAACAUUUUCAUGGAUCGUCAUGAAGAUCGGGAGAUUCUUCUUUCAAAGCUAGAUGAUUUAUUAGGUCAAAGAAUUGUUUCUACGAACUUGUCGGUGAAGUUUUUCAAGAAUAUAGCCAAUGGAAUUUUGAAAUUGAAUGGAAAAUCGAUCACUCUUCCUCAUUUCAGCACUUUGGAUGAGAUACCCUACUCCGAAUUGGUGUCUAUGUAUCGGUUGGACUAUACUCAAGAGAAAACGUUUGAGUAUUUAACAUCUUUGUACACUAAAGAAAGUCCAGUGGUCUUCGAUGUAGACGAUCUGAUUCCAUCAAAAAUUCUUCAGAUAAAGAAGCAAGUUGAUGAGUUAUUUUUCAAGAUGAAAUCUCAUCCUCAAUUCAAAUUCCUCCUGCAAGUGCCCCAGUGUCUUCCAAGUGUUCAUGAAGGAGGCAAAAAUAUGCAAUUCGCAGAUUCGACAAUUUUGAAUGAUUUCUUGGCUAUUAAAGAACGUAUAAUGGAAUGUAUUGCCAGAGAGGACUUUGUUGGACUUGCAAUCUAUGAAUUGAAAGAUAUAAGCUUUGUUCUUUUCAGGUGCUUGCACAUCAUUUCAUCUAUAACAAUCUAUCUUCCAAAGAGUAGUUUAUUAGAAGACUGCUAUUAUUUGCAAGAUUUGGUCAAAGCACUUCCAGUUAACAAUGAUCGACUCUUGAAUCGUGACAGCAAAAGUUCAAACCAGUUACUUCCCGAACCUAUAUCGCAUUCAAUUGAAAGUUUUGAUUCCAAGUCGUUAGAAUUUGCAACAGAACUUUCCAUGCAACUUCCCCUGAGUUGGUCUGUUAUCACAUUGGACAUUUGUCCUUAUUCUGGGGAUAUUUUGCUUUCUAGAUAUAUCAAAGGAAAACAUCCAUGGUUUCUUAGACUACCAAUUAGCAGAUAUCAUGAUAGGUCGCCACGGACUUCUGUGAUAUCAUUUCAAGAGAUGGAAACACAAUUUAAAGAAAUAAUUCGGCAAAGUGACCUUUCUACUAAAUCAUCAACUACAUCUAAAAUUCACACAAAAGAAGAAAGAAAAAACUGGUGGAGGUUGAGGUUCAGUUUAGACUUGAAGAUGAAAGAUUUAUUGGAUCAUAUAUCAGACUAUUGGUUUGGAGGGUUUAAAGGCUUAUUUUUCAAUUACGAUGAGGAUGCUGUUUUUCAAAAAUUCAAAACUGAUUUCUUGAAGAUAAUAAAUAAUCUUUUGCCGUCGCGUGUUUCAGAGACUGGUCCGUUCUCACAAUUAGAUGAUAAUAUAAUCCUUUUGUUUUACAGUUUGCCAAGUUAUGACGUUGAAGCUGUUGACGAUUUAAUUAUCUUCUUGGUUGACACCCUCAACUUUCAUGGAGAGCACAAUGACUUUUCCUCCAUUAGAAUGGAUCAGUUGCAUAAUUCAUUGGAAGUCUUAUUCGAUAAGUAUUUCAGUUUACGAUCCCCAUGUUCUAGGGAACAUAUUGUGAUUGUUCCUAGCUCAAAUUGUACUUUCUUUCCAUGGGAGUCGUUGGGUUUUCUUUCAGACAAAUCCAUUUCAAGAGUUACUUCAGUUAGACUCUUGCUUGGUUUAUUGAAAAAUGGUGAAUUACAUGCUUCAAGAAAUUCAGGUAAUGCAUACUACUUGGUAAAUCCAGGAGGUGAUCUAAAAAGGACUGAAGAAAGGUUUCAACCAAUUUUUGAGAGUAAGAAAGGUUGGAAGGGAAGUGUGGGCAAGCAGCCAGAGGAAGAGGAGCUCUUGAGUGGUAUAAUAAACAGUGAUCUAUUUGUAUAUCUCGGUCAUGGGGGGUGUGAGCAAUACUUAAGAGCAUCUACUCUAUUCAGGAAAUGUUUACCAAACGGGCCGUUCUUACCCCCAACUUUACUAAUUGGUUGUUCAUCUGGUGCUUUGCAAAUGAAUGGAAUCCUAGAACCAUAUGGGAAUAUUUUUAACUGGUUAGCCUGUGGUACCCCCAGUGUACUUGUGAAUCUAUGGGACGUUACUGACAAGGAUAUCGAUCAGUUUAGCGAGUCUGUCUUUGAAAAAUGGGGAUUGUUGCAUACUUACAGCAAUUCCUUGAAUCUCGCCGAAGCUGUCAGUAAGAGUAGGUCUACAUGUACUUUGAAAUAUUUGAACGGGUCUGCACCUGUUGUUUAUGGGUUGCCAUUGAGAAUAUAG
Messenger RNA from Scheffersomyces stipitis CBS 6054, 4827 nucleotides. RefSeq names its product separase (gene ESP1). Lineage: Eukaryota; Fungi; Ascomycota; Pichiomycetes; Serinales; Debaryomycetaceae. Bases 1 to 4827 code for a protein of 1608 amino acids. Gene Ontology annotation, molecular function: cysteine-type endopeptidase activity. Gene Ontology annotation, biological process: proteolysis; meiotic chromosome separation. The record is from RefSeq and is a predicted model, not a curated record. The transcript has a single exon. Gene Ontology annotation, cellular component: mitotic spindle pole body; mitotic spindle; centrosome.